AUGAAGACCUCUGUCGUCUUCUCCAUCUUGGGAGCCGCUAUUGCUCCCGCCUUUGCCAGCGUCGUCGCCCGUCAGUCAAAGGGAAAGCUGCCACCGGUCACCGUCAAGGGCAAUGCCUUCUUCGCCGGCGAUGAGCGUUUCUACGUCCGUGGCGUUGCCUACCAGCCAGGUGGUGCCGCCGACGCACAAGACCCUCUGCUCGACCUCGAGGGUCUCGCACGCGAUGUCGAGAACUUCAAGUCGCUCGGCAUCAACACUGUCCGUAUCUACACCAUCGACAACUCAAAGAACCACGAUGAGGGUAUGAAGAUGCUCGACGACGCUGGUAUCUACCUGGCGCUCGAUGCCAACACGCCCGACUACUCUCUCAACCGUGAGAAUGAGGACACCCUCCACCGCUCGUACAACGAUGUGUACCUCCAGUCCGUCUUUGCCACCAUCGACGCCUUUGCCGACUACAACAACCUGCUCCUCUUCUUUUCCGGAAACGAGGUCAUCAACGCGAAGAACAACACCAACGCUGCUCCUUACAUCAAGGCUGUCACUCGUGACAUGAAGCAGUACAUCUCCAACAGGCACAACCGUGUCAUUCCCGUCGGAUACUCUGCCGCUGAUGUUUCGGAGAACAUUGAGUUCCAGGCUCUCUACUUCAACUGCGGUACUGACGAUGAGCGCUCCGACUUCUUUGCCUUCAACGACUACUCCUGGUGCGACCCCUCGUCUUUCACCCAGUCUGGAUGGGACCAGAAGGUCAAGACCUACGAGGACUACAGCAAGCCCAUCUUCCUGUCUGAGUUCGGCUGCAUCACCAACACCCGUCAGUGGGGCGAGAUCGAGGCUCUCUACUCCACCAACAUGACCGGUGUCUACUCUGGUGGUCUCGCUUACGAAUACACUGUUGAGCCCAACGGUUACGGUCUUGUCGAGGUCGGCGACGAUGGCAAAAUCUCGCCCAACGAGGACUUCGAGCGCCUCGCUGAGGCUUACAAGAAGACUGCUAACCCCUCCGGCGCUGGUGGCUUCAAGGAGAACGGCGAGGCCUCUGAGUGCCCUUCCGAGUCUGACGAGUGGCAAGUCGAGGGCACCACGCUCCCUGCCAUUCCCAGCAAGGCUAUGGCGUUCAUGGAUGAAGGUGCCGGUGAGGGUCCUGGUCUCGAGGGCGAUGGCUCGCACUUCUCUGGUGAACCCAGCGAGUCUACUGCUACCCCCGGAUCUGGAAGCCCCACUCGCUCGCCCACUCCCGGCUCCAGCGGUGGUGCUGGCAACCCCGAGGGUGCUGCUGCUGGUCUCGACGUACCCCUCCGUUUCGUCGCUAUGAUCGCUGCCAGCGCUCUCUUCGGUGCCGCCAUUGUAUUCUAG
Molecule: messenger RNA, 1359 nt
Organism: Alternaria ethzedia
Lineage: Eukaryota; Fungi; Ascomycota; Dothideomycetes; Pleosporales; Pleosporaceae
Product: beta-glucanosyltransferase
Exons: 2
Coding region: 1-1359 (452 amino acids)
Biological process (GO): fungal-type cell wall (1->3)-beta-D-glucan biosynthetic process
Cellular component (GO): fungal-type cell wall; cytoplasm
Molecular function (GO): 1,3-beta-glucanosyltransferase activity
Source: RefSeq, a predicted model, not a curated record